Molecule: messenger RNA, 1407 nt
Organism: Neoarius graeffei (lesser salmon catfish)
Lineage: Eukaryota; Metazoa; Chordata; Actinopteri; Siluriformes; Ariidae
Product: butyrophilin subfamily 1 member A1-like
Exons: 9
Coding region: 1-1407 (468 amino acids)
Biological process (GO): DNA integration
Molecular function (GO): nucleic acid binding
Source: RefSeq, a predicted model, not a curated record
AUGGCUGAGCUUCCUAAAGAGCGCGUAGAAGUCUCUGCUCCUUUCACAUACUGUGGCAUCGACUGCUUCGGCCCAUUCAUCACCAAGAAAGCCCGCAAAGAACAAAAGCGUUAUGGCUUAAUCUUCACUUGCCUCGCUUCUCGAUCUGUACACAUAGAGAUGCUUGAGGACUUAUCCACAGAUGCAUUUAUUAACGCCUUAAGAUGCUUCAUCAGUCUCAGAGGAGCCGUCCGUCAACUCCAUUGCGAUCAUGGAACCAAUUUUGUAGGAGCAAGAAAUGAGUUCAAAGAAGCACUGAAGCAAUGUGACAUCAAAACCAUCGAGAGUUUCCUCACAGAAAGGCAAUGUGAGUUUAUCUUUAACGCUCCCUCAGCAAGUCACGCUGGCGGCGUCUGGGAGCGCCAGAUUCGGACAGUUCGUAGUGUCCUAAACGCCACACACUGUCAAUACUCAGGCAGACUCGACAACUCUUCCCUGCGAACUCUGUUUUAUGAAGCUAUGGCCAUUACUGAAGCAAUAAUGAGAACCUUUCUUUCAGGGGUUAUUUGUGUGACUCUGCUGAUUCUCUCCAGCUUUGUGGAAUCUCAAUCAGAGAGAUUCCAGGUGGUUGGUCCAGAAGCUCCUCUUGUUGCUGUAGCUGGUGAAGAUCUGGUUCUGCCCUGUUUUCUCAAACCCAGCACCAGCGCUGUGGACAUGACAGUGGAAUGGUUGAGACUAGAGAAAGUGACUUCAUUAGUCCAUUUCUAUCAGGAUCAUGAAGAGAGAAAUGAAAAGCAGGCUCAGCCCUACAGAGGAAGAACAUCACUAUUUAAAGAGGAGCUACAGAAAGGCAACGCUUCACUCAAACUCUCACCUCUCCGAGUCUCUGAUGAAGGAAGCUAUAAGUGUCUUGUUGAGGACAAAUUGUGGUAUGAUGACAUCACUGUUCACAUCACUGUCGAGGCUCAGGGAAGCCACCCAGUGAUCAUGAUGGAGAGUUAUGAUCACUCAGGAGGGAUUAAUCUAGUGUGUGAAUCCAGAGGCUGGAAACCUGAACCUGAGGUUGUGUGGCUGGACAGAGAAGGAGCCGUUCUGCCUGCUGAAGAUACACAGACACACAGAGACACUGAGGGCUUCAGUGUGAAAAGCCACAUCACUGUUUAUGAUUAUAGUGACUCCAACAGAUAUUAUUGCAGACUUCUACAAAAACAUCACAUGAUGGAGACAGAGGUCAUCAUUAAUCGUAAAGUCUUUGAUACUUGGAGGUGGGUUGUCGGUGUUUCAGUUUCAGCAUGUCUUAUUGCUGUCGGAUUGAUAGUAACUGCAGUUAUCUGUUACAAGAAAGAGUUGCAGAGAAAGAGAUCAGAAGAAGAGCGAGAUGAGCUUCAAGAUGAGAAGAGAUUCACAGAUCACCAGACGGUGUCCUAG